Messenger RNA from Suillus fuscotomentosus, 474 nucleotides. RefSeq lists its product as uncharacterized. The transcript is spliced from 5 exons. The record is from RefSeq and is a predicted model, not a curated record. Bases 1 to 474 code for a protein of 157 amino acids. NCBI's taxonomy places the organism in Eukaryota, Fungi, Basidiomycota, Agaricomycetes, Boletales, Suillaceae.
AUGCCUGAGAAUGUCAUCAACAAAUCAAUGUUGAAUGCUGAUGCUACACGACGACGAGCCCAAAAAAUUGAAGGCGUUCGUCGAGUACCGCAAGGAUUUUUCGAUGAUUUCUCAACAACAGCGCCACGUCAGCCCACCCACCCUAGUCGCAACCCUAUCAGUUGGGCUCAAAAUUUUGUCUCGGGUAUGCUACGCAAACGAGACAGAUCGGGUAUCCGGUUGCCGCGAGUAGUCGAAGUUCCAUUAACAGCGGGAAAGCCUUCUCAUGUCGACGCAGAGGAAUUACCACGCAAGAAAGAAGCCCUCCGCGAAAUCUUCUCAACCUACCAAACCUCCUACCACGCAGCAACAAAGCGGCACGGCGACUCAAAGCAAUAUGUCAUCAUCACAGCAAUCACCUGCUACUGCUGCCACGACAUCCACGACGUCUCCUGGUGUUACUGGUACUGCAGGGGCAGCCGGUACAAGUCAUGA